Drosophila subpulchrella is the source of this 5219-nucleotide messenger RNA. RefSeq lists its product as uncharacterized. Gene Ontology annotation, cellular component: cell cortex. The transcript is spliced from 8 exons. The record is from RefSeq and is a predicted model, not a curated record. The coding region runs from base 1 to 4935 and encodes 1644 amino acids. Gene Ontology annotation, biological process: imaginal disc-derived wing hair organization. Lineage: Eukaryota; Metazoa; Arthropoda; Insecta; Diptera; Drosophilidae.
AUGCGGCUCCAAUCCUUACCGCUGCUCCUUCUGCUCACUUUCAUCCGCCUCCCGCCUGCCACGCCCACCUCGGCACCCCGACCCCCGCCCCCACAUCCGAGGGUGAGGAACCACUAUGCCAACGAAGAUCUCGGCGAGGGUCCACCGAUGCCGGCCAGCCUGCUGCUGGAGGAACUGCAGCAGACCAGCGGGCAGCUCAUCAAUCUGACACGACAGCACGACGGCGAUACCUUCCACACGAGCGGUUUGAGCAGUGCCUGCAAUGCGGACACCUGCAUCGGACUCUCGAGCGGCACAGCAUCGCUGGUGCGUCUGACCGGCGAUGGAAGCGGUCAAGGCAACGAGAAAAUCCCCCAAUCCACAGACGGACUCAAUCCGGCGACCUCCUCUCUGGCCGGCGGUCAAAUGGAGCUUCUGACCCGCCGCCUCAAGAUGCAAAGGGGUCGUGGCCAAAUGGAGAACCUAGAUGGGAGUGGCGAAGCCGGAUGCACCUGUCGAUGUCUUCCCUAUCAAAGGGCCUAUCGGGAGGAUCUGGGCAUCUGCGUGGACGACAUCCAUGAGUGCUCCCUGUCGCCUUUCGUGAGUGGUUCCUCCUCGGAAAAGAUACCCUUUGUCUUCCUGCCGCUCAAGGGUCAGAUCAUCUAUCCCAGCAGGGAGAUCAGCUUUGCCAGCAUUCACACACCCGUUUGCGCUGUAACCGGCGCCCAGUAUCUGGGUUCCAAUGGCUGGUCGGAUCUGCGGAAUCCCAUAGACACCGACUACCCAUUUCGAAUGUUCCGGGAUGAGGGACGCAGCUUCCUCUUGUGGUUGGGAGAAGCCGAUCUUCGCCAGAAAAUGCAGGGUCGCCUAAUUGUGGUGCAUCUGGUGUGUCGCGAUAUGACGGUGGCAAUGAAUGCUAGUAGUCACGUGAAGGGCGAACCACUCAUGCCUCCCAGAAAUGUUCAUUCGCCCUGUGUUGCCUUCCGGGUGAAUGGCAGUCCCGUAAAAUAUGCCCACAACGUUCCCGAGGUCUUCUUUCAACCAGCCAACUCCACAACUUUGGCCUCCACUUCCGAUGGAAUGACCAUGCGGGAGUAUGUCGUCAUUGGCAUCUGCAGUCUGCUCUUGGGCCUCAUCUAUGUGGCCUCAGUGUUUCUAUACCUUUACAUGAAAAAGCGAAAGCGACACAAUUCUCGGCAUUCUCUAGAUAACCUGACGAAUGAUAUCAACUAUCCCAAAAACGAUCAAGUAACCUAUGGAGCGCCUUUUAGCCGGGUCGGUAGUAUAUACUCAUCCAAUAGCAUGGGUCUGGGUAAUGGGAAUGAGUCCAAUACUCGCACCAGUAUCGGCAGCCUCAAGGAGGAUAUGGGUAUUGUGAAAAAUAAUCCCUUGCUGCAACAUUUCCCCCAGCUGAGCGAAAGAGAGCACAACUCCGGUUUUGCCAGCGAUAUUUCGAACUCGAACUCUGAGUGCGAAAUGGAGGAAAAGAUCAAGACAUCUGUGCUGGUGCAUCCACAGCUUAGUAAGUCACCAAAACCAGCGGGUGGUGCGGAUAAUGCGGCAAUGGAUGUGGAUGACUUCCUGCAGGAUAACGAGUGCCUGCCCGCUGAAAAUGUGGCCGUCAUUGAUGAACUCAUGACCGAGGAAAAGCUGGAGAAUCUGCGUGCCAUGGUCAGUGGAAAUGUGCGCAAGAAGCUCUACUUCAAUCCGGCCUAUUUUGAGCCUCAUUUACUGGCGGAACCGCCUCAAGCUGCCAUCGAGUUUCUGCAGAAGAUUCGCGAGGUAAUCGCCAUUGCCAAGUACAAGAUGGCCUCGAAGCGAUAUCAACCCUCUCUGAACAUAAUUCCCGAGGAGCUGCACCCGGAUUCCAGUUCCAGUUCACCCACCAUGUUCAACAUUCCGCUGCAGCAAAGUUUGGCGACCAAGGGAAUGGGCGACAAGCGGAACAGCAUUGAGCAAUGGCUGCAAAGUGUACCCAAUUCCGAUGCGACUCCGGCUCAAAAGACCCUCGACAGACCUGCUCCACCGACGACUGCAAAGAAGGCAUCCGGAUCGCCCAAUAAGGGCUCCCUGAGAAAGGGUAUAACUGCACCCAAGGAGAAACCACCGCCGCCUCCUAUGCAGAAAUCUAAAACAGAAGAAGGUUCUGGGAAGUCCAACUCGCCAGGUCUGCCUCCUGGUAUGCAGUCCAGUCGUAGCCCCGGUAAAAACAGUCCGGAACAGUCGCCUACCCAACCGAAGACAUCCGUGGGCGGGUCUUACGAGGGCUUCUCCGCCUUUUCCGUGGCUGCCAAUGUCUAUGGAUUUGCAGAGACUGGUGGGGAAAUCUACAACAAUCCCAAGUUCAUGCUGGCCGACUCACCAGCGGGGUCCUUACGCAGUGCCUCCAGUCGCUCCAAGUCGCUGAGGAAGCGCAGCGAGGUCCUGGAACAGUUCGCCGCCGCCAACUCGACGCCCACCUCGCUAACCUCCUUCGACCGGCAGCACUACAAUAUGUUGAGGAACAUGAAGCCGGCGGAGGUUAUCUACGAUUCCCUGAAACGGGAGUAUACUGCGCAUAUCCCAACGCCCGAUUAUGAUAGCACCAUUGAGAAGCGGAUCAAGGACAUCUAUAGCAGCACACAGAGCAGCAUUCCAUCGGUGCCCACUCCGGAUUAUAGCUCCCUCAGCCGCAAAUCCCUCAAACAGUUCCAACCAGAUUCUCCGAUUUAUCGAAGAAAGUCCCCGCAAUAUCUGAUUGUGGACUACGAGACGGAUAGCCUGGAACGUCUUGAGCCUAAUAAGCGCAAGAGCUCUCAUUCCUCCAGUUCACCAUCCUCCGAUGUGAGUUCCCAGCUGAGUCCCAGUUUGAGCACAGCUCUGCCACUCGAGGAGGAAAUGGAGAUCAGUCACACCGUCUACGAUCGCCUGGACGGAUUUCGCAAGGAGGGCGAGAUGAAGAAGCGUCUGGCUGCGAAGCACCAGCAUCCACAUCCUGGGCAACAGCAACAGAGGCAAAAGGAGGCGGCGGCUCGCAUCAAGUACGACACCCCCUUUCGGGGCAGCAUGACCAUCGAGGUGGAGCACGAGCCCCCCUCCGAUCUGGAGCGCACGGAUAGCGAUCAAUUCGAGCCGGACACCCUAGAUCGCAAGCCCAAGAAGCAGAGCUUUUGCGACAUUUCAGCCUGGGAUGGCCACAAGCCAAUGGACACGGACUUCAGUCAGAUCAACUCCUUGCCCGAUUUAAGUCGCCAGUUGAGUCCUGCCCCCAGUCAGGCCAUUAAGCCAAGGACCGCCUCCUUUAUCCUGCGAUCCAGUAACUCAUUUCGGAACUUGAGGGAGAUCUAUGAGUCACCGCUGAUCGUCCAGGAGAACAUCAAGUGCGAGAAGAAAGUGCCACAGACACCAGAAGAAGAGGGUAGGAUUCUAACCCUGGAGGCCAAGCACUCUCGUCGCCAACGCCUCAUGGAGACCUCACCCACCCACUCGGUGGUGGAUGUGACAAAGGUGAACAAGACCACCAUCACGAUUUCAUCACCCAAGCCGUCGGAUAAGCCUCCUCCUCCUGCCCGACCCAAGGCCAAUCAGCAUUACUGUCCACCACUGGUGCAUGGUAAGCGACCACUGCCACCACCGCCGCCAAACUCAUCGGAGCAUUCGGGAGCCCAAGAGGAAGAUGCCUACAGCCUGCACAGUGAAAUCACAGAGGUCACUGGGAUCUCGGAAUUCGAGAACUCGUGCAACAACACCAUGUCCAGUGCUAUAUCGGCGACCACUGAGGAGAGAACCCAUACAAAAGGUUCCAAGACUGCCAAAGUCAGUGGUAAAUCACCGGAAGAGGACUACGAAGGGAUAUACAAUAAGAAGAUCAACAGCCUGCGCAACGACUACAGUCUGACCAAGUAUCUCAAUCGGCGGAAGAGUCAGCGGGAGGAGGCCUCGAAAGGUGGUCCAGACUCACCCAAGGACGUGACCACCGAGCCGGAGUUCAGCAGCGGCAAUAAGAACCUCAAGGAGGUGGUGGAUCUCGCCCAGUUCGAUGCCUUGUCCAUUAGCUCCCGUUCCAAUCGGAGCAGUGGUCAUCUUUCAGAGCGCACCAAGGAGAUGUAUCGGAAUGCAGGAGUGCCCGUGGGCAUUGCCUAUCCCCAGCGGGCGGCCAGUAGUUCUGGAAGUGCUACUUCCGGCGGAAACGUACAAACCGUCUACCGCUGCGAGAUCGAACAGGCCCAAAUCACGGCUGGAAUGCAGAUUGCCAUCGGACUGAAGGAUCGCGCCAAGAAGGCCAAGGAUUUGAAGAAUGCUUGGCGAAAGUUUGUGACCAUGGCGGCCAAUAAGUUCAGUCCCAGCCAGAGUCCAGCGCCAACGUAUGGCAGCAAAAAUGCCUCCGGUUUUCUGGAGGAUGACGGCAUCGCCUCCAUCAUCGAGGAUGCUGCUCAGUCGGCUGGAAUGGGACAACCCGGUAGCCAGACGUAUUACGAACAGCGUUUCGGACAACUGGACAGCGGCUAUAUGAGCACCGAUUCCACGGAGCUGUACAAGCGAAAUGUCUACGAUCGGUACAACUUUAAGAUGAUGUCCGGUCGGGGACAGAUCAUACGGGUGGACACCAUCGAGGACAACGAAGAGGAGAGCGGACCAAACGACAAUCGUUUCGAAGACCUCGAGCACAUGGUUUCCCCUGGUCAUAGUCGUCGAUCGCCGGAGAACAUGGCAGUGGUUCCAGGCGAUCUCAGCGAUGCGGAUUCCGAUAGGACUCUCACUCGUUCCCACUCCCAAACGAAUUCCCAGGAGCGAAAUGUGCGGGGUAGCACCACCACCAUGUCGUCCUAUUCCUCGGAUGAAAAUGGACGCGGACACAGCACCUGCUGCGGAUCCUCGGAAACGGACGAGGAGACCAACGCGGAGGACAUGUGGGAGUCCGGGGCGGAGAGCAUAGAAACGCACUCCGUGCUCUACAAGAUGAUAAGGAAGAGUUAGAAUAAGUAUCGCCUAAUGGAAAAUUAGUUUUUAGGGAUGUGCAAUAUCGAAAGCAGACGAAAGACUUACAUUCUAAGACUAAGUAACGCAAUAUAGCAACAAUCAGUGCAAUAACUCUGAGAUUCUUGCCAAACCACAAGGUGCAAUUUUGAUAGAUCUAAGCUAGCUGGUAAAUAUUAUUAUUUAUAAGGAGGUUAACCCUUGGAAACUGCAUCCAAUACGCAAAGUGCAGGUACCAACAGAAUAUCGGAAUAGAAACAAACCCAAGCCCUAAGAAGUCUAAG